AUGUCCACUGCCAGUAUCCGGAAGAGUACGGCGUCUGUAGCUUCAUCGACGACACCCGAGAGGUAUCCGCGCCCGAAAUCUGUGGCCGCCUCCGUCAAAUCCACUCGUUCCACGACCUCUACGAUCCGGAAAGGUCCUGCCGCCGGUCCCUCUGGCCUCCGCACUCCAUCGGGCUCGACUCGCGCGCCAUCCCGAACCCCUUCCCGCGCUCCCUCGCGUGCCACUUCCACCGUGUCGACCACAAGCGAAAAUACUACUGCGUUUGAGACUGCGCCGUCCGAGCUCACUCCGAGUAGCGUAGGACGCGUAAGGAAGACCUCCGCGGCGUCCACUCUGUCGACGGCCAGCUCGCGGGCUCCUGGCCCUUCUGCUUCUCGCAGCCCCAAGCGUCCCCCGUCGGUUGCAUCGCGGACCGCACCCUCUCUCAAGGACAAGCCCGUGGAUUCAGUACGGUCGACACCGGUCGCGAAGCGAACUGCAUCGUCGACGUCGGUCUCAUCAGUCAAGUCCACGACUACGAACGCGACGCGCAAGUCGGCUGCGAAGUCCACAACACCCACCCCUCCCUUGCCGAAGCCCGCUGGGGAAACGAAAGCGAACGGAAAGGGCCCCGAGUCGGCGACCGGCGAAGCUGGCGGGACUGCUAAGGGCAAGUCCGCCCGCCCGGCCAUCUCGCACGAGAAGCAGGAGAGCGUGGUCUCUACGAGCAGCGUCUCGACCGUGCGGGACUCGCUGAAACGCAAGGGCUCCACGGACACAAUCCGCGAGGGCGCGGCAGCAAAGGUGCCGCGGGGCGACACGCUCGAGAUCGGCAUCCCGUGCAUCAUCUCAUCGAAGCGGACCCGCUUCCGCGCGCUUGCGCGGUACAUCGGUGAGGUCGAGGGCGAGGUCGGGCCGUGGGUCGGGGUGGAGGUACCAAUGAACGACGCGUGGCCGGGGGACAAGCUCGACGGCCGACAGUGGCACGACGGCACCUGGGGCGGCGUCCGGUACUUCGACAUCGGCUCGUCGUCGGAGUGGGACGACUACGGGGACACGAUUGGGCGGCGGCGGAGGAACGAGUGGGCGGGGAGUUCGAGCAAGAGCAGCCUGGGCAAGCGCGAGGGCGACCAGCUGAGCAUCGAGCGGUCGAAGAGGCUGAGGAGCGUGUCGCCCGCGGUGUCGGACAUGUCGACGUCCGAGUCGCGGGGGCUGUUCGUGCGGCCGCAGCAGGUGCUGUAUGUCGUGGACGCGGUGGUCUGA
This is a messenger RNA of Epithele typhae, 1242 nucleotides long. RefSeq lists its product as uncharacterized. Bases 1 to 1242 code for a protein of 413 amino acids. NCBI's taxonomy places the organism in Eukaryota, Fungi, Basidiomycota, Agaricomycetes, Polyporales, Epitheliaceae. The transcript has a single exon. The record is from RefSeq and is a predicted model, not a curated record.